CCGCCGCUGUCCCGGCCGCCGCGUCCCGCCGGGCCGCGCUCGCCCCUGCAGCGCCCGGGCGGAUGCGGCCGGCCCACGGAGGGGCAUGCUUCCACGCACCAAGUACAACCGCUUCAGGAAUGACUCGGUGACAUCGGUCGACGACCUUCUGCACAACCUGUCGGUGAGCGGCGGCGGCAAGGUCUCGGCGGCGCGCGCGGCCCCGGCGGCGGCCCCCUACCUCGUGUCCGGAGACGCGCUGCGCAGGGCGCCCGACGAUGGGCCGGGCAGCCUGGGCCACCUGCUCCACAAGGUGUCCCACCUGAAACUCUCCAGCUCGGGCCUCCGCGGCCGCUCGGCGGCCAGGGCGCGGGCGGGCGCGCGGCUCUCGGGCAGCUGCAGCGCGCCCAGCCUGGCCGCCCCGGACGGCAGCGCGCCACCCGGCCCCGGCGCCCCGGCCAUGCGCGCCGCCAGGAAGGGCCGGCCCGGCGACCAGCCGCCGCCGCGCGCCCCGCACGCCAGCGACCAGGUGCUGGGGGCCGGAGUCACCUACGUCGUCAAGUACUUGGGGUGCAUUGAAGUUCUCCGCUCAAUGAGGUCUCUUGACUUCAGUACAAGAACACAGAUUACCAGGGAAGCCAUCAGCCGCGUCUGCGAAGCCGUCCCUGGCGCCAAGGGAGCCUUCAGGAAGAGAAAGCCUCCCAGCAAAAUGCUGUCCAGCAUCUUGGGCAAGAGCAACCUCCAGUUUGCGGGCAUGAACAUCUCCCUGACCGUGUCCACCGCCAGCCUGAACCUGCGGACGCCCGACUCCAAACAGAUCAUCGCCAACCACCACAUGCAGUCGAUCUCGUUCGCCUCCGGGGGAGACCCGGACACAACCGACUACGUUGCGUACGUAGCUAAGGACCCUGUUAACCGCAGAGCGUGUCACAUUCUGGAGUGCUGCGACGGGCUGGCCCAGGAUGUCAUCGGCUCCAUCGGACAGGCCUUUGAACUCCGGUUUAAGCAGUAUUUGCAGUGUCCUUCCAAGGUCCCCGCUUUCCAUGACCGAAUGCAGAGUCUGGACGAGCCUUGGACUGAAGAGGAGGGGGAUGGCUCAGACCACCCGUACUACAACAGCAUCCCAAGCAAGGCGCCCCCUCCGGGGGGCUUUGUGGACGUGCGGCUGCAAGCCAGACCCCACGCCCCUGACACGGCCCAGUUUGCAGGCAAAGAGCAGACGUACUACCAGGGGAGACACCUGGGAGAGCCGUUCGGUGAAGACUGGAGGCAAGCACCUGUCCGGCAAGGGUCCUUGGACACCUACAGCCUGCCGGAAGGGAGAGCUCACGCGGGCCCCGGAGAAGCCCCCACCUACGUGAACGCCCAGCACAUCCCGCCGCAGGCCACACCGGCCUCCGGCAGCAGCGCGGAGAGCAGCCCGCGGAAAGACCUCUUCGACAUGAAACCCUUUGAAGACGCUCUCAGGAACCAGUCCUCGGGGCCUGUGCUGAGCAAGGCGGCCUCCGUGGAGUGCAUCAGCCCUGUCACGCCCAGAGCCCCGGAUGCCAAGAUGCUGGAGGAGCUGGAAGGGGAGCCUUGGUACCAAGGGGAGAUGAGCCGGAAGGAGGCCGAGGGGCUGCUGAAGAACGACGGGGACUUCCUGGUCAGGAAGAGCGCCACCAACCCGGGCUCCUUCGUCCUCACGGGCAUGCACAACGGCCAGGCCAAGCACCUGCUGCUCGUGGACCCGGAGGGCACGGUCCGGACGAAGGACAAGGUCUUUGACAGCAUCAGCCACCUCAUCAACCACCACCUGGAGAACAGCCUGCCCAUCGUCUCUGCUGGAAGUGAGCUCUGUCUCCAGCAGCCAGUGGAGAAGCCCCUGUGACCGGCCGGCCACUCCGUCCUGACCCUGCACUGAUGGUCAGGAGACCUGGUUCUUCCCGGGAAAUGGGUACGGGGGCUAUGGAAACUCGGGCAGCCGCCCACAGGCUCAGAGCCUUGUCCAAAUGCCCCAGGAGGAAGGUGUCCGAAAAGUGCAAGUUUCAUAAACUUGUCCUGAUUUUCUCGUGUGCAUAUUAAAGGUGUACAUACCUAUACAUCCUGUACAAAUUAGCCCUCUAUAUUUAUAUUUUUUAAGACUAAGAAAGAUGUAAGACUAACGUUCUGUGCUGUAUGUUUUUCAUGGAAAAAAAGUUUGACUCUAGUUGUCCGGGCAAAAAAUUUAAUUCAACUGGCCCAUUCUCCUGAGAAAUUCCCCUAGGAAGGUGUGACCUGCAAUCUUACCCGAUAAGCACAACACGGGGACUAGAAGCAGGCAGGAGGGUUCUAAAAAUAUGGAGUAAAAAAUACGGAGUCGGCGCAGAAGAAGGCGGGCUGCCACCCGAAAGGGCCUAGCUCUGGUCCUGGGGGCCGCCCCGCGGGGUGUUGGCGCCCCCUCCCUCCGCGAUGACGCCCCCCGUCCUCCCGGUCGUCUGCACUGCACCGUGAGCUCCCGGCUCCCGCACCUGACACCUGGUGCCGCCGAACUGUCAACCCGGCCGUGUCGGUGGUGCCUGAGCAUGGGAAUCCCGUCCCCCUUGACCUCAGUUGUCCAGGGUUCUCAAAGAUCUUACUGCCAGAUGUGGCACCAAAGGAGCCUCAGUGACCAACAUCUUCACUGGCAAACUCUUCCAUUGCUCCCAUCUGUGUUACUGUGGGGGGAGCGGGGGGCUGGCUGGGGCGAAGUCUUGGCUUCUGUGUCCUUCCAGCCAAUCCAAUCAUGGCAGGCCGCCGCGGUAGCUGCUAGAAAACCGUCCCUGCCCUGAAUCCGACAGCGAAAAAUGCACCGGUACGAGCUGUGUCGAAGGCAGAUCUGACACGCGUGCUCCGUCCCGGAGACGUGUGCGCGGCCGUGGCUCUUGCCCCACGUUUGCCUGAGGUUGGUGACUCGGGCCCGUGGGAUCGGUCGGAGGUUUCCUGCUUCUCGAGUGGUCGGUGGGUUAGGUGGCUGGUUGUCUCUGCAGCAGAUUUCCCAGUUGCUCCGUGGAAAGGGCCCGUGCCCCACAGAGCUCUGUCUUGACCCCUUCCUUUGAGCUGGAGUACUGGGAUUUCCUACGGGGUCAUUCGGUGUCAGGAGGUCAACAGUGCCUGUAACUUUUAAAAAACGCCCGUGUUGACGUUACCAUGUGAUUUUAACAGAUGCUGUCUUUUAAAAGAUAGAAGGAUCCAUUCGUCGGCUGGCACCUUCUAAUUGGUGCCACGGCACAGGCCCCCGUCCUGUGCGGCCCCACGGUGCGAGGCACCCCUGGGUCGGAGCAACAGAAGGACUUUCCGCGCGCUUAGAGUGGGACGGUAAUAAAUUCGAUGCUUCAAGAGUGAGGAGUUAAGGGUGGAUUUAAAAAAUUCUGUUGAGUGAAUCUGUGAAGUUCUAAUGCUAAAUGAACCCCAUUUCUGUUCUUGGGGUGUGUGUGUCCAGGAUGGAAGAUGGGGUGAAGCUUGUGGGUGACGGGGGAGUCGGGCAGCUCCACAGAUGUAUGUGGGGCUUCUUAGGAGUUUUUGUCCCUUGAGGGUCCAGUGGAUCCAAGAUGACGGUGGCUUCAGUCUUCUAGAAUGUUCUGCCGUGGAUUGGAACUAACGUAGGACCAUCCGCCUCUUCCUGGAAAGAACAGUUCUGGUUUCAGUCACAGUGCAGAUACUCUGGCCCAGGUCACUCGGAAGCAGUGGAAGCUGAACGGGGUUGGGGUGGCAUUGUUCAGGCUCCUGCCCUGUGACGACGCAGACGGGGCGGGGGUGGGAACCGCCCUGUGCCCCGUACCCCAGAGGCUGCAGCCCUGCAGACGUACCAGAGGUCCCACCCCAGUGUGGGAGCGUCCACACAUAUAAAGAUGGGUAAACUGACUUUUUAGUGCCCCGCUGUGUCGUGUUAAGGGCACCUCCCAAAUGCUAAUGUUUCAGGGCAAAGUAGGAAGGGCUGGUUGGGGACCCCGAAGCCCUGAACACGUGACCUGCUUUCUUUUCCCUCUUGAGGAUGUGACAGAUGGUAAUCUGCAGGUGCGGGAGCUCUCUGUGAAGUCAAUGUCUGUCUCAGUGGUGAUAAGCAAUAUAUAUAUAUAUAUAUAUAUAUAUAUAUAUAUAUAUAUCAUGUUUUCUUUGCAUGAGAAUCAAUUUAGAAAAUUAGAAGUAUUGGCGGGAGAUCAAAUUCUUGUUUCAAUAUUAAUUCAAAACAUGUAUUUUUAAGCUCAGAUUCCAGGGUUUGCUUACAAAGGAACAGUGCCAGUGGGAAAUCAUGCCCCUUUGUAGCCACCGAAGCAACCUGGAGACCCGGGGUGCCUUCGAGUCUCUCUUCCUUGGCCCUCCCCUGUGAAGCAUGUUGGGGCUCCGCGGGGUCAUCUCAGCUCCCCUUCAAGGCCGUGUGAAGGGCCUCAUUCACAGGCGGGGAAACUGAGGCGGGGUGGGUACCCACCUUCAAAGCCACGCGGUGGGCGGGCAGCCGGCCGAGCUGUCCUGCUCCGUUGGUGUUACCGGGUUCUGCCGUGCCUGGGACUCAGGAUUCCGGGUCCCCCGUCGCCCAGUUCCCAGCCUGCACCUCUGCCAGGGCAGGGCUGUGUGUCCCAGGGUCUCUGCACCCCGGGUAUGUUCUCUGUGCGCUGUGCCUGGCCGCCCCCGGGGUGCAUGGUGGCACCGGGCCUGCGCCCCCCUGCUGGGCCCCUGCCCCCGGCUGUGCUGGGUGUACAAGGCAGGCCCGGCGGGCCUCCGAUGCCGCACCGGUGCGGCAGCCCUGGAGACCCCCCCCCCCCCCCAACACCUCCAUGUGUGAAUCAGCGGUACUUUCAAAUGACAUCCUCGUUUGUCCCUCUGAGCGCCCACAGGGUCCCUGUGGGGCUGCUGGCCGGUGGUUUCACUGAGCUCUGAUGCUUGAGGCCCUGGGCGCUCAGCGGACUGAUGGCUGACGCAUGCGAGCAUCUCCCGACCCGCCCCUGUGCCCGGGCCACCACUCCCGGGCUCCUAUACUCAACGGCCCAAGGACCCGCUGGCCACUCUGCUGCACCCCGUUUCGUUUGAACAAGGAUUGCUUAUCGCUGUCUUGGCUGUUGGGGUGGAAGGAUGGCAGAGGCCCAGCUGCAGGACAUACAGUGUCCUGAGGGUCUCGCAGGGAGGAAGGCACCGGGGUAAUUUCCAGGGAAGUCAGAAAGUGACAAGCCGCCUGCAGAGGAAGAGGGAGGCUUGACUUCCAAGGAGGGGCAGCAGCGGGAGGCGGGUGGAGGGGCAGGGUGGCGGUUAGAGCGGCCCCUGAAAGGGCCCUGUGCUCGGACACUGUGGCCGCGUGUCUGCUGGCCCUGCCCGUCCUGGGCUCCUGAGACGGACAGUUCCUUUCAGGUGGCGUCAGAUGCCUGGUGGGGGUGGGGGGAGGCGUCCUUCUCAUAAGUGACACCUGAAACCUGAGGCCCUGGUCCUUAUUUCCGGGAAUCGGUCACGGGGUGGAGGCAGUUCCCACGAGGUCCCAGGCCCCCCCGGCGGCGCCCCAGAGCCACGAGGCCUCACACUGGUUGCUGGGGCUUCUCUGAGCGCUGGCCCGCGUGCCACCUGCACCGCAGGGCUGUGCGGUGUCCCCGCCGUGAGAUGGGAGGUGGUGGUGAAUGUACGUGAAGAGGAAGGACAGCUGAUCCCUGGGAUGCUUCGUGCACACGUGUGACGGGCUCUCUGGCUGGCGGAGUAGCAUAUGCGUGCGUCCCGCCCCCCUGCGUGCACGCUCCCCCCCCUCGCCUUUCUGUGGUGGUGGGGAAGGGGGGAGGGGGAUUGUGGAAAUACUGCGCUUGGGUCACCGCGUGUCGCAGACAAAUCUGGGUCACGUGUCUCAGAACACCAGGCUGUGUAGUGAAACUUUAAAAAUGGUCCUGGGAAGGAUGAAGUGGAAAAACCACUCUGCCGGCACGUGCUACGAACCCGGAUGUGCCGUGCCCCCCACCCCCACCCCCGAGGGUCACAAGCAAGGGAGGGCUAUGGGAUCAGGAUCCUGCAGCUCCAGACCCGGCUCUUCAGUGGGGGGACUAGGGCCAGGGGACUUGCCGCAGCGCGGGGACAGUCGGUGGCUGAACGCAGGACAGAGCGCAGGACCCUUGAGGGUCCUUGACAGUGUGUGUAACGCUCAGCACCCCCCAUGGAAAAUGGCAAACAGCUCUUCCCGCUUGGGUUGCAUUCGUGUCCCUUCCGGGACGAGGAGGUGCUUCUGUUUGGGGCCCUUCAGCCGCAGACCCCGAGAGGGUCUGACUGGCUGUCGUUUCUCCCGGUGAUGCCCCAGGGGUGGGGAAGGGAAGGAAGUCGAGGAGGAGGAGGAGGAGGAGGGCACGAUCGGCCCAGUCACCGUGGUGUGGCAGAGGGAGGGGCGGCAGGAGGCGGGGUGGACACAACUCAGCACGUACCCAGCUGGGCUUAGCUGCCAGCCGGGCGCAGGCGGGAAGCGGGCCCUGUGCACACUCCCCGGGCCGGGAAUCCCAGGCGGAGACACAGUCCUCGGGGCCAGGCAGAUCUGGAGACGAGGGGCAGCGAGGAGGCCCCAGGCCCCACCCCAGGCGGGCUGCGCGGGCCCAGGAAUGUGUAUUUCUGGUAAACAGGGAGUGUGGACCACCAUCGGGUGUGAGCUGCCAGCCCUCCCCUACGGAGGGCUCCCCUCCAAUUUACCAGUAGGUUUUCCUACUGCUUCGUGUUCUAGAUCCCAGAGCCCGUGCUCUGAGUUUUAAAAGUGGAGGAUUGAUAAGCAUCGAGAACUCGAGCAAAUCGCUGCUGGUGGCGGACAGAGUGCCGUCUGCCAGCCACAAUUUAUUUAUAAUGGGGCUUAUAAAUAUUUAUAAGUUUGCAAGCAACAAAUGCACAGUUUUAAAACUGGCACAUUUUAUAGCAGCUAGAAAAACUGCGAUUUGUACGAGGACCCUGAAUGUCAGUUGCGCGUGCUCACGUACCCGCGCUGAUCACGGCGGAUGCACACCUGUGUGUGUGCGUGCGCGGGCGGGCGGUGGAACGGGCACCUCGGCCUACCCUCCCCGGGCUCUGGUAUUUUAAGCCACAAGGACAGGCAGGAAGUUAAGCAGACGUGAAGAGUUUGGGGGCUGACAGGUCCUGGCCUCUGCAGACUCGUGGAGGAGCGUCCUGGAUGCCGCCGGAGGUGGGACCCAAGUGCAAGGGGGAGCACAAACAGACAGGAGGGCGGGGUGGGCACUGUGGAAGUGACCGAGGGGCAGGAGGGAAGGGAGGCCAGCAGGGAAGACAAGGAAGGAGGGAGACAGCGCAGGAGGCUGAAGGGAAGAAGAAGCAUUCGGGGACGAGCAAGUCCAGUCUCAUGCGCUGCUUGCAUCCGGCAGUGUCUUUCCGAGGUCAGAGACGACGGGCAGGAAGGGACAGGUGCGGAAAAGCUGUCCGCACCAGGUGUGCUGGGGUGCGAGCGGUCUGCCUGGGCACAGCUGUGCACCCCACAGCUGGCGGGCAUUCGUCUUGGCCCCGUCUGUGCACAGGUUCCUGUGCGGCAGGCUCUGUGCUGGGCUCCCGGGAGAGACGGGAAUCUGUCAUCCGGUAGGAAACUUACACACCCGGGGCACGAGGGUCAGACGGGCCUGAUGGCCGGCGUGGCCAGGUUCAACAGGACAGUGGAGGCUGGGGCUCCCGGGUGGGCCCGGGGGUCUGAAGGCUGUGCGAGCUGGAGGCGGGUGGGGCGGGAGGGUCACAGGGGACAUUCAGAGCCUGCGGGGCACCCUUCUCAUGCAUGCCCCACGGCUGGUGUUGGCAUGGGCGCUGGGGACUGGGGGCUGCACCCCUCAGGCCCCCUGCCUCCCCAGAUGUCCUGAAUAAAUGACUCUCCAGGGCUCCUCCCCGAGCUGGGAGAACCAUUCUCACGGAAGAAAGUGCCAGGCACGAAACCUCGUACAAGGUUACAUUUCUGUGUCGUUGCUUCACCUUGAGACGCUGUAGGUAGCAAAGCGUGCACACGGAGAGUGCAGGCGUGGUCCUGAGUGUCCCACGCACCCGGGGCAUCCUUACCACAACCAAAUUGUCUACCCGACCAAAUCCAGCAGUGGUCAACAAAGCAGGAAUACGUGGGCAUCUCUGUCUUUGAACGCUGAGUUACCUUUCUCUGUAAUGACUGUGUGUCAGCUGCGAGUGCAAUGUUCUGUGUUCAUUUGCCUUUUGAAUAAAACUUGUUCCAGAAUAAAUAUUGUAAAAACUUUAAGUAUGUGAAUGUUUCUUUGCACUGAGAAUUAAACAAGAAUUAAACAUGGGAUGUUAAAAGUCCAAGGAUUAGGAAAGAACUCCGUGUAAAUUCAAUGUGUAAUAAUAAGAUAUUUAUUACUUUUUAAAAAGCAUUUGGAUGGGAAAUUAUAUAUAUUGAUAAAUAUCA
Acinonyx jubatus (cheetah) is the source of this 8329-nucleotide messenger RNA. RefSeq names its product SHC adaptor protein 3 (gene SHC3). Gene Ontology annotation, cellular component: plasma membrane. The record is from RefSeq and is a predicted model, not a curated record. NCBI's taxonomy places the organism in Eukaryota, Metazoa, Chordata, Mammalia, Carnivora, Felidae. The coding region runs from base 86 to 1849 and encodes 587 amino acids. The transcript has 12 exons. Gene Ontology annotation, biological process: cell surface receptor protein tyrosine kinase signaling pathway; intracellular signal transduction. Gene Ontology annotation, molecular function: receptor tyrosine kinase binding.